AUGAAUCCAUCUACGGCAUUCCCCAAGGCCGCGGCUGUCCCCGCGCGUCUGUUGCGAACACAACGACAAUGUACUUCCAACAACGGCAUUGCUUCAUCGAACCAAACGAGAACUUAUCAUGCGGCCACCGCUUCUCCGGCUAGGCGCCUCCGUGAGGGCGCGUGCAAGCGGAAAGACUCGGUGGUGAUGUCGGCUCGGACCUUCCACACCACAUCUUCCCUCUCCGCCGUUGCCGAUCCCUACAAGGUCCUGGGUGUCGACAAGCAGGCCUCCGCCGGAGACAUCAAGAAGGCCUAUUACGGUCUGGCCAAGAAGUACCACCCCGAUACCAAUAAGGAUGCCAAGGCGAAGGACAAGUUUGCAGAGGCCCAAACUGCCUACGAAUUGUUGUCCGAUAAAACGAAGCGAGAAAACUACGACAAGUAUGGCUCAGCUGCCUUCGAUCAAAAUGGUGGUUUCGACCCAAGCGCUGGCGGAAAUCCAUUCUCUGGCGCUGGAGGAUUCCACGGCUUUGGAGGUGGGUUUGGUGGAGGUGGCGGCUUCGGCGGAGGCUUCUCAGGCGACAUCAACUUCGAGGAUCUUUUCGGUGCCUUCACCGGAGGUGCGCGUCGUGGCCCCCGGGGUCGGCGCAAUCCUUUCCAGGAACAGAUCCUGGUUGGUGAAGAUAUCGAAGUGCAGACAAACAUCUCCUUCAUGGAAGCCGCCAAGGGUGCGACCCAAGAAAUUGUCAUCACUCCGUUGACCAAGUGCGGGACUUGUAAAGGUGACGGUCUGAAGUCUGGUGCCAAGCGGUCUCAAUGUCGUCAGUGCAACGGCACCGGUACCCGUGUUCAUCUCAUGCAGGGUGGCUUCCAAGUCGCCGCCACAUGUGACGCCUGUGGCGGUGCUGGUAUGUCUGUCCCUCGUGGAUCAGAGUGCAGCCCUUGCAACGGAAACGGUGUGACCAGGGAGCGCAAGACCAUCAAGGUCGAUAUCCCUGGUGGUGUUGAGGACGGUAUGCGCCUGCGGGUGACUGGAGAAGGUGACAACCCGCCCACCGGCGCAGCUGUUCCUCCUGGCUCCCGCACACAGCCCGGUGAUCUAUAUGUCUCUAUCCGAGUUGCCCCGGAUCACCGCUUCAACCGUUCCGGAUCCGACGUUCUUUACACAGCCACCAUUCCUCUCACCACUGCCAUCCUUGGUGGCGAGGUGACCAUCCCAACUCUCGACAACGAGGUGAAGGUGAAGGUGGCUACAGGCACAGGUACCGGUGAUAAAAUUACUUUGUCCGGCAUGGGUAUGAAGAAGCUUGGCGGUCGCACCCGUGGUAUCUCCAAUGGCGAUCUCAAGGUCGAAUUUAAGGUUGCCAUGCCUAAGUAUCUCACCGGCAACCAGCGUACUAUCCUGGAAGUUCUGGCAGACGAGAUGAAUGACAAGACUGCGAAGCGGACCAUGAACUUUGGCAAGGAUAGUCCUGCCGGUGUCGAUGAAGCCAACAAAAGCGAAGGGUUCUUGAAGUCGGUCUGGCAUCGCCUUACAGAGAAGAACGGCGAAUCUUCCCAGUCCACUCAAGACAAGGAGACCCCGUCUAAGGACUCUAAGGAUGCCGACAGCCAAUCUGGCAAGGACAGCUCCAAGAAGUCCUAG
Penicillium salamii is the source of this 1626-nucleotide messenger RNA. The record is from the annotation of a GenBank genome assembly. Lineage: Eukaryota; Fungi; Ascomycota; Eurotiomycetes; Eurotiales; Aspergillaceae.